Molecule: messenger RNA, 1129 nt
Organism: Nelumbo nucifera (sacred lotus)
Lineage: Eukaryota; Viridiplantae; Streptophyta; Magnoliopsida; Proteales; Nelumbonaceae
Product: Thioredoxin superfamily protein
Biological process (GO): hydrogen peroxide catabolic process; cell redox homeostasis; cellular response to oxidative stress
Cellular component (GO): cytoplasm
Molecular function (GO): thioredoxin peroxidase activity
Source: RefSeq, a predicted model, not a curated record
ACACUCUGCUUAAUCUCCUCCUUUCAAGCUUCCAAGAAAAUUAUCUGAAGUCUCCCUCUCUCUCUGGCUCACUCGGUCGCUCACUCCCUCUUUCCUCUUCCAAUUUCUCUCUCAGAGAAACCACCACGGCAAUGGCAGUAACAGCUUCACUAACAAUGACAAGACUGUUAUCCGCACCCAGAGCCCUCUCUCUCUCCUCCGUCGCUCAUCUCCCGCCCAAAACCCUUUCUUCCAAUCUCUCAUUCUUUGCCUCUCUCCCCCUCAGGUUCCGACCGACGUCUCUUCGCUUCUCCACCACCACUAACCCCAAACCUACCAUCUCAGCCACCAUCUCCGUCGGCGACAAGCUACCGGAGUCCACCUUCUCUUACUUCGACUCCUCCGAUGAGCUCCAGACCGUCACCAUCUCCGACCUCACCAAGGGCAAGAAAUCCAUUUUAUUUGCCGUCCCUGGCGCUUUUACUCCCACUUGUUCUCAGAAGCACCUACCAGGUUUCGUUGAGAAGUCCGCCGAGUUGAAGGCCAAGGGCGUCGACACCAUCGCCUGCAUUUCGGUGAACGAUGCCUUCGUUAUGAAAGCCUGGAAGAAAGACUUGAAGAUCGGUGAUGAGGUGUUGUUGCUGUCCGAUGGGAAUGGAGAUUUCACGAAGGCGAUUGGGGUCGAGCUUGACCUGAGCGAUAAGCCGGUUGGAUUGGGUGUUCGGUCGAGGCGGUAUGCCCUUCUUGCAGAAGAUGGGGUUGUUAAAGUUUUGAAUUUAGAGGAGGGUGGAGCAUUCACAUUUAGUAGCGCAGAUGAUAUGCUCAAGGCUCUUUGAUUUACUUGAGGUCGGGUGCUUCCCGUUUUUUGUUAUGUGGUUUCGGUACUCUGUCAUUGAAUUACUUGUGGUUUCGGUACUCUUUGAUUUAAUAGAUGCAUCUAUCUAAAAAAAAAAAAAAAUUAGUUUAAUAGAUGCCAUGCCCUGAUUUUUCUUCUUCGGUUUCAUUUUAGUUUUCUUGAUAGUUUUGGUUUCGUUUCUAAUUCAUCAACUGCUUGGAAUGUCCUCAAUUUAUCUCUGACAUUGCAUUUCAGUACAAGCACUUUGGAGCUCUGUUCUCUGUGCUACUGAUAAGAGAAGACACUAGUUUCACA